Homalodisca vitripennis (glassy-winged sharpshooter) is the source of this 7399-nucleotide messenger RNA. Its product is annotated as protein TMEPAI-like. Gene Ontology annotation, molecular function: R-SMAD binding. Gene Ontology annotation, biological process: negative regulation of transforming growth factor beta receptor signaling pathway. The coding region runs from base 651 to 1298 and encodes 215 amino acids. Gene Ontology annotation, cellular component: Golgi membrane; early endosome membrane. The transcript is spliced from 6 exons. NCBI's taxonomy places the organism in Eukaryota, Metazoa, Arthropoda, Insecta, Hemiptera, Cicadellidae. The record is from RefSeq and is a predicted model, not a curated record.
CACUGCAGAGAGCUCAGUGAUCGGGCAAGUUCAGUCAGCCGCUGCUCGUCUCUGGUCGCGUUCGGUCCGUGCCGUCUCGGGAACCUGACACCAACAGUCUAAGAUCGAUGAGGUUUCAGUUGUGAGGAAAUUCAGCCUUUGUGAUGAGGAAUUGUCGACUGGUCUCCGCGAGUGUUCCGGGAUCCUCGCCGACGAUUCGUCGAGCGCCACCCACCGGGUCCAAGUUCACCUAGCAUUCGAUAUGCUCAGUAGGGAUUGAUGUUUGACGUUGUUGUAUAAUUAAAUCAAUUCUGACUCGCCUAGUCUUUCGAAAUAUAUUGUCGUUGAUGUUUAGUGAUAAUUUGUUGAAUGUGUUCGUAUCGUUGGUAGCGAGCGAUUGUGGGCCGAUCUGUGAUUUGGACAACAUUUCCGAACUGGGUGGCGCGGUGGUCCGGAGACGUAUGGACCUGUGGGACAGCGAGUAGAGGAGGAGCACGUAUACAACGGCGGCGCGGGUAUUACUGUUGACCAGUUGGUUUUGCCUGGUGUUGCUCGUGAAGGCGGAGGCGACGACAAGGCCGAGGCGGCAGAUCGACCAAGAGGAAGAGGACUCCAACGUGACGGCUGCGACGGAGGGAGUAGUAACAGCGUGCAAGGGGCUGCCAGGGCCCAUGUCACCCCAUGCCCCGCAUAUGGAAACAUUGUGGAGCGUCGCUGUGCUGGCGGUGCUUCUAGUCACGACCCUGGGCCUCAUAACGUGUGUCGUGAGUCACUACAAGGGCACGGUGCGGCCCUGUCACCCCCCCGCCCCUGCCACCCCCAUAACCACCCCCAUGUUGGCGCUGCAGGCGGGAAUGGAGCGGGACCUGGGGGCGCAGCGGGACCGCCAGAUCCGGCUACACUCGGUUCACACAGACCUAGAGCUGGACCUUCCACCCAGUAUAGCCCUGCCGGACGGUGAGGAGAUACCCUACGGCAGCUCGACUAGGCUGCACAUCCGAGACUCGGAACAGGAGAGUGAGAUCUACCAGAAAUGUAUCCGAGCGCCACCGAACCGAACGGUAUUCGAUGGAGAGAGUCCACCACCGUACCGGUCGAGUUCAGCGGGGCUUCUGUCACUCAGCUCGGCGACGUCUUCUUCGUCUAGCAGUAGUGGCGAGUGGACGACCAGCGUAGUCCGUUGCCACAGUAUGUCUAGUAGAUACCCUCCCCCAUCUCACUUACCAGCUGUGAUAGUGCCAACACGACAGAGGCUGUCCUCGACCCCCCUCGCGGUGGUACCCCUGCCCCACCACAAACCCCCCCCUCGCCCGCUCUAGGUUCCAUCCGCCGCCCUCAGUCUUCUCUCUAUCUGUUGCUGACUACGAAGCAGGGAUCGCAUCGCUGUCGCACGCGAGAAUCCAUUCCAUCUUUGUAAUUCUUGGCUAGCCUUUUGAAUGUUGUGUUUAGUUUAGGUCAAAGUUUUUUUUAGAUCGAACCGACUGCUUUUCUGUACAUAAUAACAGUGGUAAAUUUGUUGACGGAAGUUCGUACCCGGUCCAAACGAAACGGGUGCGAACUUCGACUUUCAAUGUUCCACAUUUGGAUUGUGUACUCAGUGUAUCGCUUAAAGUCAUUCUCUUAACUUUAAUUUGUUUCCGACUCGUACGGCAAAAGAAAAGCGCUCACGAAGAAUUAUGAACUUGGUAAUGGAAAUAAUGUCCAUGAAUUGUUCAGUGUUGAAAGUGUUUAGCUCAAUUAAUUGUUAUGGCAAAUUUAAUUAAAAGUUGUUCAUUGGAUUAGUGUAAUGAGAACAUAUGAAGAGUAUAUCUGCUGAUGUGUACAACUGCGUCUCUGUUGAGACCAAACUUGUGGAGGAGAAUGAAUUUGUUUACUAGAGUAAAUGCACUUGAAAUACAAAAUUGUCUCAAUACUUUAUAUUUUUAAAUUUGUAUUUAAAGUAAAUAGCUGUUAUUCACAAUGAUAAAUGUAUGUGCUCUUUCUUUUUUUUACACUAUAGAAAAAGCUCGGUGAUAUUUCUUGUACAGGAAUUUUAUGUAAAACUAAUUCACCUUUGGGACAAAGAAAUCAAGAUUUUGACCUGAUUCAAUCAGCGCUAAAUUUUGGCAAUGUUCAAGAGCUAAUUUUUCUAUGAAAAGCUAAUAAACGUUGAACUUGUUGAGUUGAUUCAAGUGCAGUCUGCCAAAGAUAACGUGUAAUCAGCAGUUUUUUGGGCAGAGUGAUGAAUGAGUGACCUGUGUUUAGCGUGGUGCUACAUCACAGUCUAGACGAGAUAUGUUAUCAGAGCAUUGAAGAGUUGUAGACACAUCAGCAGACAUCUCUGCUUGUUCUGAGAACAAGUGGUGACUGUUCCCACCUCAGAUAUUUGCAGUGCACACUUAUGCGAUUCCAUGUCACUCUGUUACGUCGUUUUGUUGCUUGCCUUCAAGCUCCUGACAUGUUUCUUUACAUGUGUACAGAUAUGGCUGUUUCCAAACUCACAUUACAUUUUUUGGAAGCAUAUUCCACAGCUUAAAAAAAAAAUUUUUCCUCCCGUGGAUAUAUACUCAGAACUGCCCCCUUUCAAGGUUGCAAAUUUCCAGAGUCAGCCUAAAAAAAUCAUAUUUCCUUUAAAGCGGCCAAACUGGCUGACAACAAAUUAUAGAAUUUGAAACCUGGGGGUGUUGUUAUCUGCAAAAAAUUUUAAUUCUGCCCAUAAAUGAUCUGGAACUUCUUUGGGUGGGUGAUUUUAGUGAAUUUCAGCCCUUUUCUCGGGAUUUGACCUGGUUUUGUAAAUAAGUUCUAAUUACUUGAGUUCUAUACGAAAUUUUGUUUCAAAUUUAGUAUAAAAUGGGAAAAUAUAUUAUUACACAGAUAACAGGUCCAUUAAAAUAUAUUAUCACCCCAGACACAAAGUGACGUAGCUGCUGUAAAAUCAUUAUUUUUUCAGAUCUUGACUUAAUAUCUGCAAAAAAAAUUACCUUUAUGACCUUUUUUGAAUAGAAAUACACAUGUAAAUGAAUCCACGACUACAACUGUUUUUCAUUAAGAAAGUUAACAAAGAGGUAUAAUAAAGUUUUUAUUUCAGCACUUAUACCACUGUGUUUGGGGUGACAAUAUAACCCACGUACGUCACCUAGAAAUGAUGUUUUUGAGAAACAAUAUUAUUUUCGUUAUACUGAGUGAUUGAGAUAACAAUAUAUAGCUUUCACUGCUGUGCAAAACAUGCCAUUUUAACACCUGGAUGCGUAGAAUAUUGCAAGGAGGUUUUUGUGUGUUACAUCAAGCAACUAUAACAAUUUCUUGAAAAUGCAGGCAUUUGCAAGCACAAUCGCAUAAGUGUGACACAAAAUAGCAUUCUACUCGUCUACAGCUAAAUGUCCACGACUUGAGAGCAAUUCAACACAAAAUCAACACAUGUGAUGACCUUGUUUCAUCUUGAACUUUCUAACACCUUUAAUUGUAACGUAUGAGAAUAUUUACACCGAUAUUUUAGUCCCUAUUUUUGAUUUUUUUUUACAUAUUUUUCUUUUUUUAUUAACAUUUGUACUGCAAUGUAUACAGAUCUCCUUUUAAAACACUAAAAAUUCACGCAUUCUUAAUUCUAAUACCAAUUUGAAAUGACUUGGUUAUUGAAUUAUUUAGGACAGUAAUGUGAUAAUUCCAUAUUAAAAAUUUUAUUGUUUUACCGAUGAACUUAAACAAAAAAUUAAACUAACUUGUGAUCAUUAGAUGAAUUUCAAAAUCAAAACUUUUAAAUUUGCACUAAUUUUGUUUACUAAACUUUUAAAACUAAAACAGCAAGUUAUAGGGAGUUGUUUUCUCAGCCCCCAAAUUCACUGUCAGUAAGAUAUAAACUACUAUUGUUGAAUUUGUUCAUAUGUGGACAUUCAGCUGCGGACAGCGUGUAUGACCCCCAACCUCAGUUCCAUUAGUUAAAUGCAUUGUUGAUCAAUUGAUUGUUUGAAUUAGCGAAUAAUUUGUGGGAUUCGAAGUUUGUCUGUGAUAAACCUCCGUAAGUUGUCUCUCUGGUUUCCUGAAUGGGAGCUCUACAACAGUGUAAUAAUGGGUCUGUAACGCGUAAUUUCUUGUCCUGGCUAUGAACUGUUUUGUCUUGUGAAGUAAAGACAUGUUGGAGCUUCCUCUCCCGCCGUGAGGUGAGUGAAGAAACUGAUGGAGAGUUGUGGAGAUGUGGACGAGUCAAGCAACUGUGAGUUAUGCAGUCGGAAUAUAAUAUAGCAUUUGAAAACAUAGUGGGAAUCGUCGCCGACAGAAACAAUAAACUGAACAUAAAUAAAGGCAAACUUAAAGAAGUGGUUCACGAUUACGUUUUAAACGUAUUUCUUUUUCAAUAUUUUGUGUAGUUGCUAUCUUGUUCCCCCGAGAAGGGAAUCCCACCUCCACCAUUCUCCACUUUCGUGGUGAUUCAGUUUCUUGACUCACCUCACGACUGCUACUCUGCUCUAUGUUGCCGGUCAACAUCACGACUUAGCAGAAAUUUAGGGAGCGGAGGGUUUAUAGAAUUCUUAAACGCAAAACAAGCAAUUUCAGUCUCCACACUUUUAAAUUGUUUUCAAUCGAUAUACUUGUACCAAUGUAGAGUUUGAGAUAGAAGAAUUGAGAGAUUGUUGGAGAGCCUGAUUUCAAAUUAAAUGUUAUAAAUUAAGUUUUUAAAUUCUAUAUGAAACGAUGCAUACCUACUGUUACAAAUUAAAUGUACUCUGUUUGCUGAACCAAAGAUUAAAAAGCCAACUCUGAACGGUUGUGGUUGGAAUUGGUUUUUGUCGGUUGCCAUCCAAUUGUCGUGAUCAGGUGGUAAUCCAAAUACCGAUAAUACUGGCGAACACAAUUGAAAAAAGUCGAAAUAAGAGAAAAACACGAAUACAACCCUCUUUGUUCUCUUGAACUGGAAUUUUUUGUAAAUUUUUCCAGUCACGUUUUAAGGAAAAGACAGAUAUUUGUAAAAACAUUGAAAUAAGGCUGAAGUAUCAGUGAUAUCACAAUCCUUGUCUAUUUUAUGAGCCUACACAUAUAUUUUUCGUGUAGACUUUGAUCUCCUGAGCAGAAACCCGGUGUCGGACAAUGUGAAUACGCUGUGUAUUUCACCCCAAGUGAUCAUAAACGGAUCGAGUGAAGCCGAAUCCGCAGUUUCGUCCAAACUGUGAUGAUCGGUCAAAGCCAACCAUGAAUUCACAUCCAGUAUGUCAAAAACAGGGUUGUAUUCGUAGUUUUCUUUUAUUUCCCCUAUUUUUAAUUGUCUAUUUAAUGGAUUGUAAUAUUAACUAGCUAAGAGAAUGUUUUUAAGUUAAGUGACAAUAUUUCUGUGACGCUUCUGUGUUUUGUAAUUUUAGCCACUGUUUUGUUACUAUUGUUUUUAGUUAUUUUACCGCUUACUAUGUAUUGGAUGGCAACGGAAUAGCAACAAUAACUCUUACUUCUACGGCACUCCAUAAUGCUUCCAUCCCAUUGUGCAAUAGUGUCUCUCUGCCAUAUUGAUUUACAAUAGCCUCCCCCUUACAAUAGAUUUGGGUAGUACAUAUAUCAAUAUUAUAUAUAAUAUAUUAUUUAUUCCAGUAUAGUAGUACAGGUUACAAUUUUGAUGUCACUGAGGAUGGCAGUAUUUAUCCAUACAUUUGUGUUUUGUUCACUUUUUACUACAAAGUGCAUUUUUCAAGUUAUAUUCUUUGUGCGUCUGCUUUGGUGUAGCAGCAUGCAAAUUCUUUUGCUCCAAAAAAUGUAAUAAUAAUCUCUUGCAUUCCAAGACUGUUUUUUAAUGUUUCUCGAUACCGAAUAAUUAUAAGCGCAUUGUACUAGGCUCUUUAAAUGUUCAUUUUGUCCCACGAAACAAUCCUGUCAUUAAGAAUUGAAAAAUUUACGGAAAUUGUAAUGUUGUGGAGUUUGAUUUUUAGACAUAGAGGUAUUAGAGAUUCGCAACCAAAUACUGUCAUCCUUUUAUCAGUCAAGUCUCGCAGUAUAAUAUAUAUACAGUGUUUAAUAUAGAACCUAUUCAGUUGUUAUUAUCUGUAUUGUUUACGAGGCCCGACUCUCCGCCCGGCCACUCCCACGAGGCUGUGACUGUAGCAGACAACAUUUAUUAGUUUAGAAUCUUUUAGCUGUUCCGAUCAAUUGUUUUUCCUAGCUUUCUAAAAGUGCCUUUUAUGGAAAAAAAGAAGUUGAUUGUUUUGUACCGAUUCUCACCCUGGUGCGGUGGAGUGUCGGGCCCUGGCAGUGCUGGUGCAAGAACGAGGUAGAGAGAAGGUGCAGUGUAGUGCAGUGACACAUCACACACGGCCGCGGUGGCGGUUCCGCUGUCUUUGUUUUGUACCGUCAACAAACUGUUUUCUGUUGAAGAGCGUGCAGUUGCAGUACGCUCGUUAUUUAUUUUGUAGAAGAUUGUGUUGUGACGAACUCUCUCCCUCACAAGACUGUGAUGCCAAUCUUCGUGUGUACAGUGACUUGUGCGCGACCAGCCCCACGCCUGAGCGAGUCUAGCCUAGACGACAAUCAUUACACUAGCGCGAUAUGUGUCUUGAUUCUGUCAAAACUGUUUCAAUUCUAAUUGUUGUUCUGAAGAGCAGUUUAAAUAGUUUAUAGUUAGACAAUAUUUUGCUAACUUAAAAGUUAUAUGUGAAAUUCGGUUGAAUUCGUAAAUGUUUAAGCUGUUUGUUUUUCCAAGACGUUGUAAAUCUUCCAAACUGUAUCUGUCCAGCUCAGCCUCGACGAAAAGACACCAAAUAUAAACAUUCCUAGAGGUCCAGUUCAGAUGGUCAUAGAAACGCCUUUGACAAAGUACAAAUAUGGCGGCGCAAUGGCUGGUCGCGCAACGGCUGGUCGCGCAACAACUGGUCGCGCGCCGAUGCUCGGGAAGGACUCAACACUUUGUGAUAAUAUAUUGUGGUUCCCAGCAUCAACAUUUGGCCACUCCGACGCUCGAAAACGUGGCCGAAUUUUGACGUGAUAUUGCUUGUACGGUAAUUCAAUGUAUAUUAUAUUUAAUUUAUGUUAAAUAAAAUAAAAUGGGUGAUACAGCUAAAGGCACAUGGUGCACGUCUAAUACAUGCACAUUAUAGACACAAUUUAUUAUUUUCUUUAUGGUUUCAUAAAAUAAAACUUUUUUUAUAACUGUAUAAAGUGUAUGAUAGACAACCAGCAGGGGUUACUAUAAUAUUAUUCCUUACUGUUCCAUUGUGAUUUUAUUUUUCUCUUCAACAUAAUAUGGUAAAAUUGUAUCAAUUAGUAUUAUUUAUUAUUUAUGUGACUAAGUUAUUUGUAUUGACUGAUUUCAGUUCAUGUCUGCAUGGACGGUGUUAUAUUUUUUAUUUAUAAGAAUUAAUGUGAAAAGUACUAACUAAAAGUAAGUUUCAACUGAAAAAAACAAAUUGCGGUCAGUGUUAUCACCAAUUUAGUCAUUUAAAGAAAUUAAACGGAAAAUUAAAAUAAA